GGAGGCGGUAAGUGGAGCCGUAGGGCUGGCAUAGCCCAUCUGCAGUCGCGAUAUCAACUGCACCAGUGGUCGCAAAAUGAUUGGGGAGGUUCCCAGCUCGCUGUGGCUCUUUGGCUACGGCUCGCUCGUGUGGCGGCCAGGGUUCGCCUACAGCGCCGUGCGGGUGGGCUUCGUGCGUGGCUACAGCCGGCGUUUUUGGCAGGGCGACUGCGAACACCGCGGAACUCCGCAGCAGCCUGGCCGAGUUGUUACGCUCAUUGAAGACAAAGAUGCAUGCACGUGGGGUGUCGCAUUCGAGGUGCGGAGCCACGAGAUCGCGCCCGCCCUCGCCCACCUGGCCGUGCGCGAGCAGGAGCUGGGCGGUUACGACACACGCUUCGUGGACUUCGUGACCGAGGAGGGCGAUGCGGUGACCGCCCUGGUGUACAUCGCCACGCCGCACAAUCGUCAAUUCGUGGGCCCCGCGAGCCCCCAGGCCAUUGGCGCUGUGGUGGCCGGUUGCUCUGGCCACGCCGGCCACAAUGUUGAGUACGUCUUGAGGCUUGCGCAGGCCAUGCGCCAGCUGUGCCCUCGCGUGCGGGACCAUCACCUGGAGGAGGUGGAGGUGGCGACGCUUCAGGCGCUGUUCACCCGGCAUGUCUUGCUGUCUGUGCCAGCGAGCGUGAGCUACCCCACGGACUUGUUUGCAGUGCUCAGAGAUUAUCUCAACUCCAACAAAGGACUGGACUGCAUCAAGACGUCUUUGGAGACGUUCCGAACUUUCUUGCAGGGCAUGCACUUUACUCAAACAACGGACUCCAAAGCAUGAUGUUCCCAGUGUGUAUUGACAACUCCUUCAGCGCUGUCCAUUUGAGCAAGUGGCUCUCACUGGCAUGCGUCAUAGUAGUAGCAUAAAAUAUUAAGCUCAUGUUUACUGUAAUAUUUGAGUAAGAGCAUGUAUUUCAUUAUGAUCGGAAGGCCGCAAGUUCGAAUAACAGUCAAGGGUUGGCAACAGUGGUUUUCCUAUGGAUAAACUAGUCCCUGCCACAGUAAAGUGGAAUCUCCACUCCUGGCUCAGGACCGCUACCUGAGAUGAGUGCCACCCCAAAUGCAUGCUUGAGAAUGGGGACAAACUUGAUGAUAUAUUUCAUUUUAAUAUUCAGGUGAUGAGCGUCCAAUGCCUCACUGUCCAGACCACUGUUACAUAUUGUGCUGUAGAAAGUCUUAACGGUAAUAUUAGCAAGCUGGCCUUGUUGUUCAUUUCAAAGCAUUUAGUUAGCAUUCAGUGAUGCAUGAUUGGUUCAUUUCGUACGUGGAGUUGAAGCUAGUGUAGUAACUCUGAGAAAAACGGUUGUGGAAAUAUUUCUUAAGUUAUGUUGUGGUGUUUUUUUUAACUUGUUCCUCAAAUGUGUUGCACUAUGAUGUGUGUGGUGGCGGUUUGUACUAUGAUGAACGAUCCUAUGGUGUGCGAACGGGAAAUGCCUUACUGCCGUGGUCAGUAUUUAGUGUGUUGCAUGAUUGGUGUCUUCAGCUGUCCAUGUCAUAAUAAAAACACGGUAAGGUUAAAA
Lethenteron reissneri (Far Eastern brook lamprey) is the source of this 1547-nucleotide messenger RNA. Its product is annotated as glutathione-specific gamma-glutamylcyclotransferase 1-like. Gene Ontology annotation, biological process: glutathione catabolic process. Lineage: Eukaryota; Metazoa; Chordata; Hyperoartia; Petromyzontiformes; Petromyzontidae. Gene Ontology annotation, molecular function: glutathione specific gamma-glutamylcyclotransferase activity. Gene Ontology annotation, cellular component: cytoplasm. The record is from RefSeq and is a predicted model, not a curated record.